Gallus gallus (chicken) is the source of this 2959-nucleotide messenger RNA. RefSeq names its product CDC42 effector protein 4 (gene CDC42EP4). NCBI's taxonomy places the organism in Eukaryota, Metazoa, Chordata, Aves, Galliformes, Phasianidae. Bases 1284 to 2192 code for a protein of 302 amino acids. The record is from RefSeq and is a predicted model, not a curated record. The transcript has 2 exons.
AUUCGCGCCCGGCGGUAGUGGAGGGGGUGCGGUUUCGCUCCGGCUCGGCUCGGCUCGGCUCCGCACCGCUCCGCUCCGCACCGGGCGGCACAGCCAUGGGUCGGGCGCGGGACCCGGGCGCGCAGGUACGAGGGGGUCGGGCCGCGUUCCGGCUCGGCUCAGCCCGGCACGGCUCGGAACGACACGGCACGGGGGUGGGAUGGCCGGGCCUCGGCUUUGCUAUUGUCCGGGGAAGGGACGGGGCGCGGCGGCACCGGGGCGGGCACCGAGCUCGGACCGCUCCGCUCCGAGGGCCGUUGGGGGGCUCCGGGCCGUGCGGUGUCGGCUUCGUCGUGGGGAUAGAGCUCCGGUGGGCAGGAAGCCCCGCGGGUGGGGUUCGGUAAUCGGGAGCGGACCCGGGCUGCGGGGGCUGGCAGCGCCGUGGCCCCCAUCUCCUCCCCCCUCGAACCCGAGCAGCGUUCGGGCUACAGCCGGUGGGGGUUCGACGGUGGGUGGGAUGCGGGACCGGGGGGGUCCAGAGCCGUCACCACCACCGCGGGUGGGGUCCCGGGGCUAUCCCGAGCCCCGUCCCGGCUCCAGGCCGGGUGGGUGAAGGAGUUAACAGGAUGCGGCGCCUCCGGAGCUCUAUUUGCCCAGCUUGGGGCACCGGCUCGCCCCACCCGAGCUGCGGGCUCCGGCCCCGGAGCUGUCCCAGCCCUGGCACGGUUCGGCCCGAGCGCGUUGUCCCGCCCCGCUUCGCGGAGCCCCGCGGCGCGGUGCCCGGGCCGGGCUCUGACUGCCCACCCCGUCGAAGUCCCGAACGCUGCGCUCCUGCGGCCCUUCUCGGAAACGCUGAUCCUUGGAGCGGCUCCAGCCGCACCUCUGGGCUCGCUGGGACGGGGCGAAAGCGGGUGCUGAGUCACAGAGCGGCUUGAAAUCCCCCUUCAGCUCUGCUUCCUGCAGCCGGGGAUGGGUCUGGGUUUCCCGGCCGUCCCGUCCUACUCUCCUGUAGCUCUCAGCACUCCCGGGGGACGCAUUCUGGGUAUCCCGGGGGUUUUCUCGGCUCUGCAACCCGAGCACGGCGCUCAGAAGCCUGCUGCGGUGCGGGACGGUGCUGCCGGAGCCGAGCUGGGGGGUGGAAGCCGCUGGUGGGGAGAGGGAUGCAGCCUGCGCUGCCCUGGCUUGACCCCAGCAGCCCCGGUGUCGCAGUGACCCACUGGUGAUGCCGGGUGCGACCCUGUGCGUGGAGCAGCAGCCGUGAGCAGCAGCCGUGCCCGCAGGCCGUGCUGCGUACCGCCAGCACCAUGCCCAUCCUCAAGCAGCUCGUCUCCAACUCUGCGCACUCCAAGCGGCGCUCGCGGGCCGACCUGACGGCGGAGAUGAUCAGCGCACCGCUGGGGGACUUCCGGCACACCAUGCACGUGGGCCGGGCCGGGGAUGCCUUUGGGGACACCUCGUUCCUCACCAGCAAGGCUGGCGAGCCGGAGGUAGGUGAGGAGCCGGGGGCCUCCAAGCCGGGGCUGCUGUCCCGCCGCUUCCGCAGCAGCAAGCGCUCGCAGUCGGUGACGCGCGGUGACCGGCGGGACAUGCUGGGCUCACUGCGCGACUCGGCGCUCUUCGUGAAGAACGCCGUCUCCUUGCCGCAGCUCAAUGAGAAGGAGGUGGACAGGAGCGCGGGGCAGCUGCCCAAGAGCCUCUCCUCCAGUCCCGUUAAGAAGAUGCCGGAGGAGAUGAGCCCUGAAGAGCAGCAGCGUCUCAACGGGGCGGCCGCCGGGCCGCUGAGCCCCAGCCUGGAUGAGCGCGACUUCGGGGACAUCACGGAGCUGCCCGUUGUGGUGGCCAAGAGCGGGGCGGGCAUGAAGCACGCCGAGUCCAUCAUGUCCUUCCACAUCGACCUGGGGCCCUCUAUGCUCGGCGACGUGCUGAGCAUCAUGGAUAAGGAGCAGUGGGAGCAGGAUGAAGACCUUGAGGCGGAGGAGAGCCGCGAGGAGGGGGCUGUUGCUGUACCCGGUUCUCCAGUGGCCGCGCAGAGCCAGAGCCCAUCCCACAGCGCCGGCGGCCCCAGGGACAGCAGCGCAGCACCCAGCUGUGCCUCAGGGCCGGGGGAGCGCAGCCCCCUCCCAGUGGGGGCACAGAGCCAGCGGGGCCCUCCGAAGCGCCCUGACAAGGAGUUCUCCUUCGCCGAUGAAGAUGACGAUGAGAUCAGGGUAUAGGGCGGGCGGUGAGCCGAGGGGACUGGUUCUCAUUUGUGAUCGCUUGGACACAGGGAUGGGUGACCCAGUGCUGGGGCCGGCAGCACCAGGAACACUUUGCUCCCCUCCCUCCCGGUGUGCCGCUGCCAUCCCAUGGUGAUAGGACAGCGCUGUCCCUGGACAAGGAACAGACUCAAUCUUGGUUCUUUCUGUUGGACUUUGGAUGCUAGUGCUCUUCUGUUUCCUUCUUUUUUUUUUUUUUCCCUGCCCACGUAAAGCAUUAUAGGAUCAAACAAGAUGAGGCUUUGAGGUUUUAGUCCCUCUAGUAAUAUAUAUAUAUUUUUUUCCACCGUAAGGUUUUUACUGCUCUCCGAUUUGUACUUAACUUUCUUUACUCUUGCUUCUGUUUUUUUUUUAACGGAGGGGACGUUUCCCAUGAGGAAGGACUCGAGCUCAGAGCCCUGGGACAGCUGGCAGCUCUGGGUUUCUUAGGGACUUUCUGCAGUCUGAGAACCUCUGCCUUCGUGCUGCAGUGGGGACUCACUCCUCACACGUCAGAUGGAUGAUCCAUCCCAGCAGUGACACACUCCGUAUGGCCCUGGCACCAAUUGUGCUGGGGACACCAAUAGGACCGUGGGUCUGUGCCCUGGGGGAUGAAUGCCUGCGACCCUCCAGUCCAGCAUGCAGGUGGCUGCUGUUAUGGGGCUGUGCUGGUGCAGGCGGGUGGAAGAAAAGGGUUUUAUACCGUGUAUGUAAAAAUGUGAAGAAUAAAGGAAAUGUUAGUGACA